Messenger RNA from Cylicocyclus nassatus, 2990 nucleotides. NCBI's taxonomy places the organism in Eukaryota, Metazoa, Nematoda, Chromadorea, Rhabditida, Strongylidae. The record is from the annotation of a GenBank genome assembly.
AUGUACUUGCUUAUGGAGAAAAUCUCUGUGAAGUUGAGCCAUGCGGGGGCACAUCGCAGGUUCAAGAUUAUGGGGAAUGAUAACCAAAGCCUCUUCUCGAAUCUGAUGACUCAUGUGUCUCAACUAGCUGCUGAAGGUGGACCUGCGUUCGAUAUUGCCUGGCAAGAUGAGGAUGGUGAUGACAUUCUUAUUGCUCGUCCGGAUGAACUUGGGGAAGCCAUUGAAUCGCGAAAAGAUGAUUUGCUUAGACUUCAUACGAUAAAGAAAGUUGGAGAACAGGAGAAUAACGUGAAGGAGAGUAUAAAGGAAGAGCAGACUGAAAAAGAGGCCGAGAAUCCUCCUAAGACUGAAGAGAAUCCGCAGAAUAAUGUAAAUUCUGGCGAAAAUGAUGCUGUUCAUGGAAAUGUGCUUUGUGAUGUAUGCGAUGCUACUAUUAUUGGCAUACGCUAUAAGUGCAUCCUUUGCAGUGACUAUGAUCUGUGCCAGAAUUGUGAAAAGACAGGAGUCCAUGCUCAACAUGGAAUGAUUCGUAUCGUUGAUCCCCUACGUACUUAUAUACCAUGGGGUGCUCGAUUGCGAUACAAUAGACCUCCUGGUUACCAUCACCAACCACAUCCUGCACCCGCUUUUGAUGGCGUCAUUCAUCGCCUCCGUGUACAAGAAAAGAAGGAUCAGCUUAGCGAGCAAGUGGCAAAGGGCAUGCAGUAUCUUACGGAAAUUGGACAAGUUGUCACUAGUGCCCUGGCUAAUUUUGGUAUCGAUGCAAGCUAUGAAGUACAAGUAGAAGAGGAUAAGAAGAAAGAAGAGCAACAGAAAAAAGAAAAUACUGAGGAAAAGAAGGAAAACAAGGAAGCGAAUGCUGAAGCCCAUGUAGAGCAAAAAACCGAGAUUGACGAGGAGAAGGCAAAAGCAGAAAAGCCAGCUGCAUCUGGUAUCAUGAAGGAGAAAAAGAGCAAAUCUGGAAUCAAGAAGCGACAUUCGCCACAACGCCCUCUCCCAAAAUUUGAGACAUUCCCAGAGCUGAAAUCCGCCGAAGAGAUGUAUCGUCGCGCAACAACGAAAACUACCGAAGAGCCGAAGAAAACCACCAAAACCACCGAGGAGCCGAAGAAAGCUACUAAAACCUCCGAAGAGCCUCGAAAAACCUCAGAAAAUCGUCGUGAGCAGGAUGCUGAAAUGAAAAAACACAAAACACACAACUCCACGUUCGGAGUUAGUGAGAAUAGGGCACCGUUAGGAUUUAGUUCAUGGCGAGCUGCGGACUCGUCACGAACACCGUCGUGCUACGAUCGUGACUAUCACAAUUAUGAUCGUUUUGAUGACCGAGACAGACAUUGCUUUGGCUUUGGAAGAGGCGGUUUCGAAGAGCCAGUAGGGUUUGGAUUCGGACGAAGAGAUGAGGGCUUUGGAGCGCCAGCAUAUGGCUUUGGACGAAGCGGCGGUUUUGAAGAGCCAAAAGGGUUCGGAUUUGGACGAAGAGACGAUGGCUUUGGAGCACCAAAAGAGUGCGGUUUUGGCUUUGGAGCAACGAAACCGGAUGGCUUUGGAGCAAAACGCCGUGAACGUCAUGGCUUUGGCUGGCGCACAUUUGAAGAUGAAGCGGCUUCUCCCAGAAGAAGUGGCCGAAAUCGUCGUUACUACGAUCCUUUCGAGGAUUGUUUUGGUGAUUUGGACACUGGAAAGAAGGUGCAUAAUGAGGAGGAUGAAUCUGCGCAUGAAAAUAAGAAAAAAGAGAAAAGUGAAGCAGCUAAGAACGGAACGGGAAAAGAAUCUGAUCUCUUUGGUGAGCUUUGGGAACGCCCAUAUCUACCCAGAAGACCUGCUCAACGACGUGCUGCUGAUGAUCCAUAUGAGAAAUAUCUAGCUGAUUGUGUUGAAAAGAAAAAUGCAGCUAUGAAAACACACAAUGAGGACUUCAGCACCCAUAGAGACAUGAAAAAAUCCAAAAAUGCGGAAAAAGCGAAAACUAAAGAAAAGGAAAGCGCCCCAGAGGGCAAAGAAGCUGAAUCAGUGGAGAAAAGCAAGAAAUACAUGCGUGAACUCAUUUCUAAACAUAAGCAUACUCGUCCGGCUGAAGAAGGUCUCCAAGCAGCUCUGAAGGAGGCUACCCAGGAUACGGAAGAAGAUGAUGGAAAAUGCAAAUGUUUUGUGGCCAAAUUGGGCUAUAGAGAGGAAAGAUCGCCGCUUUGCGCUGCUUGUCAGAAAGCUGCCCGUGAAAAAGCUGAAAAGAUGGCUGAAUCAUCUCCCCAUUCGUCGCCCAAACGGGAGUUUACGUAUGUUCCUGCUCCUGUCCCGGUUGCUACAAGAGAAGAGAAAAAUGAUGUGAUUAGUGAUGAUAGCGCUGAUGAAACUCCAAAAAUUCAGGAACUUCCCGAUGAUGAGGAUAAUCGUCAGAAAUCACCCAUUGAGAGAUUCCAUAUGUGCAGCACCGAUUGUAGCGAUUCAAGUGAUUCCGAAUUUGAAGCUCUAUCGUAUGAAAAUGUAGAAGCGGAAGAAGAAGUCAAAAAAGAAGCUCCUACUGCCCCGUUCCUUACACCGCCUGAAGGAAAUACGCUGAAGAAUUCUGCACCGGAAACGUCCACUGAAACGGCUGCACCUACGACUAUUUACCCUGUUCUCACUCCAGUAGAACCAACACCUAUGCCAGUACAAGAGGAUCAAACUAUUGCGAAUCGUCUAAUCGAAAUGGGAUUCUCGGCUGAAGAAGUGUUCCGCGUUGUCAGAAUGCAUGGAUGCAAUUUUGAACGAUGCAUUGAAGAAAUUCUCGCAAAAGAACCUUGAACACAGGAGCGAUGUUGCAUUGAUUGUUUUUUGUAAAUACUACUAUCCCUAUUUUCAUUCGAACUUGCAUGAUGUUAUCGAACAUUUUGAGAAAUCGAAAAUUAGAAAAAAAAGUCUUGCGUUGGCGUAUCAUGUUUGAAUAUUGUAGAUUAUCUUCUCGUAGACAUGGUCAUUUGUAGACACCAUUGUAUAAAUUUUUUGGAGCAAAA